AUGCGCAGCAACGAGCCUCCUUCGAACCUAAGAGGCGAACCUACAAUAUUCCAGAAAUACAAAAAGACGCGCCUCUCCCCGGAAAACGCACAGCAGUACGCGUCGGGGCCUUCCUCACAAUAUUACGAUAACCGCCAGACUGGUCAGCCUCAGGAUGGCGAAAAGGGUCUCAUGGCAACGGUCAUCGGCGGCGGCGCCGGCGGGGCCCUAGGACACAAGAUGAGCCACGGUUCCAAGUUCAAGACGCUCCUAGGAGGCGCAGCCGGUGCCGCCCUGGCAAACGCCGUGGAGCACAAGAUCAAGGGCAAGAAGAAGCCCAUGGCCAGCCACGGUCACCAUCACGCGCCGCCUCCCCCGCACCACCCGAACCACUCUCACCACGGACACGGCGGGUCGUUCGGGGGCCUGCUUCCGGCCGCUGGCUCGCAGCACGGGGGAUCCAUGAGCUCGCUCGGGGGCCUAUUCGGCGGACAGAAGCACCAGGGGCCGCCCUCGCAUCAUUCCAGCCACCAUGGUCACCACGGGCAUCACAAGUGGUAG
Molecule: messenger RNA, 540 nt
Organism: Diaporthe batatas
Lineage: Eukaryota; Fungi; Ascomycota; Sordariomycetes; Diaporthales; Diaporthaceae
Exons: 3
Coding region: 1-540 (179 amino acids)
Source: RefSeq, a predicted model, not a curated record